UCUUCUAGAAAUGCAUGCUCUUUGGCCCUUUGGCACAACCACAUUCCUCUCGCCAAUGAUACCAGCCAAUGUGGCCCUACCAUAUGCUGCAAUUGCAACUGGACCCUAUGCCACGGCAACAGUACCCAUUUUCCAGGGCACUCAACAGUGUAAUAUUGGUUCACCACUUUCUAGCUUUUCAAGCAGCUCCUCAUCAUCGGCAGCCGGCAGUCAACAAAUUCAAAUGCCACAACAACAACAACCAGAACGUAAUUUAAAUGCAGGAGGCACCAAUAGUGGUCAAAAUACAUCUUUAAAUGAUUCCAAUAAAAUUAAUAUUCAAAUUCAAUGCGUCUCACAAAAUUCCCCUAUGAAUUUAAAUACGAUUUAUGAUUCGGCAAAUAAAUUGAAUUUGGGUAAAUUUUGCUAUUCAACCGCAUGCCAGAAGGCCGGCGAGAAGGAUAGUAAGGAUUCCAAUGCAUCUUUAUGCAAUUCACCCUUACCUUUGCAUGCUGAUGACAACGCAGCUGGCGGUGAUGCCUCCACCAUGAAUUUUAUGCGAACGAAUAGCUCUCAAGCCUCGGCAAAUGAGGUUUAUCUUUCUCAGGCCCGUUUCAACGAUUUAAGACGUUUGGCCCUUAGAGGCAGUGACAUUGCUGAAAAUUUAGCUAAAACUCAUCGCAAUCGUCCAUGUUUUAAGAAAAUCGAUAGCCUUUGUGCCCGUUUGAAACAAGAUCUAAUACGUCCCGAUGGUGUAUUACCCAAUAUUAAUUCCCAAGGCAUUGCAUGGGCUGUCAAGGAUUUCAUAUUUGUUUUUACGCGCAUCAUAAAUGCUUGGAUAAUAAUUAAGGGUUAUGUUUACAAUACCCCCGAGGGUUUGAAUAAAGUCAAGGCGGCUCUCAGUCCAGAUUUUGCUUUGGCCUUUGCCGCAUGGCAAGAUACAACUAUGGAUUUCAUUGAAAGUCUCAUCAAAUCAUUUGUCAACUUGGAUAACCUAGUGCAAUCACAAAAGAAUGCCUAUCAAAAAUCGGAUAUAUCAACAAACGGUGCUGGUGGUGGUGGAGGUUGUCUAAAUACCAGUAACUCCUCACCCAUUAAACUUUUAUCGACCACCCCCAAUAUUUUACUCGAUGACAACGCUUUGGAUCAAAAUGGCAAUUAUUUAAAUAGAAAUUAUAUUUAUACAAUGGUCGAAGACUCGGAAGAUAGUCAACGUCAGGCCACAGUGAAUGGCACCUAUUUUAAAACUGGUACCUAUAAUCCAAUUAAAAAAGAUGAGCUACUUACCACGGAACCAUUAGCGCCAUUAAUAGCCAAUAAUAAUGGUGAGAACUUGAUUCCAUCCAUAACUCAUCUACCAGCUACAAAUAUUAUCGCCUCGGAUAGCAUUGUACCAUUUCAAAAUUAUUUUAAUAAUCAAAUAUUAGAUUACUGCCCAAAUUUAAAUGGAAAUUAUCAGGCUACGGAUACACCUUUGGCAACAUUGGAAUUUUUAAAGACCAAAGAAAAUAAUGGUUUAAAUUAUGAUUUGCAUGCAUUUGAAGAAAAUUUCACUGGAGUACACAGUCAAAAUCAGAUUGUGAAUAAUCCUCAAGUAAGCAAAACUAAUGGUCAAGAAUCAAAGGUACAUAACCUCAAAGAUUGUAUUAUGUCAAUGCAAAAUGCCGAUAUGUUUUUUAAAUUUCAAUUUACGAAAAAUUAU
This is a messenger RNA of Musca vetustissima, 1681 nucleotides long. Its product is annotated as protein mitoshell-like. NCBI's taxonomy places the organism in Eukaryota, Metazoa, Arthropoda, Insecta, Diptera, Muscidae. The record is from RefSeq and is a predicted model, not a curated record. The annotation marks the transcript as partial. The transcript has 3 exons.